This is a messenger RNA of Phanerochaete carnosa HHB-10118-sp, 1434 nucleotides long. RefSeq lists its product as uncharacterized. The record is from RefSeq and is a predicted model, not a curated record. The coding region runs from base 1 to 1434 and encodes 477 amino acids. The transcript is spliced from 13 exons. Lineage: Eukaryota; Fungi; Basidiomycota; Agaricomycetes; Polyporales; Phanerochaetaceae. Gene Ontology annotation, molecular function: iron ion binding; oxidoreductase activity, acting on paired donors, with incorporation or reduction of molecular oxygen; heme binding.
AUGUCCUACACUCUUGCCAUCUUAUUCUGCCUGCUUUUUCCUGUAAUCAAAAUUUUGUGGAACAGGAGUACCAGGCCGGCCCCUCUUCCUCCAGGCCUCCCUGCCGACCCGCUUAUUGGCCACGCUCGCGUCUUUCCUCGAGACAAUCCACAGCUUGGCCUGAUGAAGCUGGCCAAACAAUACGGGGACGUGAUGUACUUCAACAUCCUGGGGAAGCAGUUCGUGGUCCUCAGCAGUCAAGUCGCUGCAACGGAUCUCCUCGAGAAGAGGAGUGCCAUCUACAGCAGUCGCCCUCACUUCCCGAUGCACAAUUUAAUCGGCUGGGACGAUAUGAUGUCUUUUCAGCCUUACGGCGAAGACUUUCACAAUCAGCGCAAGAUCUUCCAGCAGGCAUUCACUCGUCAGGGCUGUUUGCUCUUCCGACCUAUACAGCUUUACCAGACCCAUGUGCUGCUGAAGAAUCUGCUACGGGAUCCAGAACGCCAUACGGAGCAUACUGGGCGCUUCUCCACGGCAGUCAUCAUGGAGAUCGCUUAUGGCCACAGGGUCGUCUCUGACGAUGAUCCCUAUAUCGGUAUUGCUGGAGAAAUCAAUGAUAUCCUUACAGAAGCCGGAGAUUUCCCCUUGGUAGACUUCUUCCCAGCAUUGCGACACAUACCCGCUUGGUUCCCUGGUGCAGGCUUCAAACGUUUCGCCCAACGUGCCAGAAAUACUAUCAGAAAGACGCGUACUCUGCCAAUGGACGAGAUUCGACGCGAGAUGGCAGCAGGAACGGCUCAGCCGAGCUUUUUGUCCAUGCAGCUGGAAGAACUAGAACGUGAGGGUAAAAUGAAUGACGAAGAACUGAAUCUUCGGAAUGUAUCCGCUGCUCAUAUGUACGGAGCUGGGGCAGAGACGACGUGGUCGACAAUCCGCAACUUCAUCGCGGUCAUGCUUAUGCAUCCUGAUGCGCAGCGCAAGGCGCAGGCCGAGAUAGACAAGGUCGUAGGAUCUGGACGCUUACCGGACUGGCCAGAUCGUGAAUCUUUGCCUUAUGUGGAUUGCGUUAUGCACGAGGUGACAAGAUGGUGCCCAACAGUGCCUCUAGGUAUACCUCAUGCAUCCACGGCCGAUGACGUUUACAAUGGCAUGUACAUUCCAAAAGGCGCCACGAUCAUCUCCAAUGCUACAGCUAUCGCGACGGACGAGAUGGCCUACAAGAAUGCAUCGACUUUUUAUCCUGAGCGCUUCCUCUCCGAGAACGGCGAGCCCCUUCCAGUGAACUCUGUCUUCGGUUUCGGGCGCAGGAUAUGCCCCGGACGUCACCUAGCUGACGCAAACGUGUGGAUCGUCAUCGUGUCUAUUCUCUCUGCCUUCGACAUCGCGCUGGCAAAGGACAGUCGUGGUAACGAGAUCCCCCCGGAUAUCAAGUUUAGCACGGGAAUGACCUGGUGA